Molecule: messenger RNA, 2995 nt
Organism: Lampris incognitus (smalleye Pacific opah)
Lineage: Eukaryota; Metazoa; Chordata; Actinopteri; Lampriformes; Lampridae
Exons: 10
Coding region: 460-2016 (518 amino acids)
Source: RefSeq, a predicted model, not a curated record
UGUAACUCGAACACAAGGAGCCCGAGAGAAGGGCUCCACUUUCACAGAUUUCCAGCUGAUGUCGGGCGCUGCAGGAGCUGGCUCGCCGCUGUCAGCAAUCCGAAAUACGACGAGAAAGCCCCGCCGGAGAAGCUGAAAAAUCUUCGGGUAUGCUCUUUUCAUUUCACGCCGGAGGAUUAUGUCAAGGAUCUGAGGAGCGAAUUGCUUGGAGGCCAAGGGAGGUACACGCUGAAGGACACCACUGUUCCCUCCGUGUUCGGUGAGACAACCCGUGUUGAAAACCAGCCUCCAGAAAAGCGAGCCCGGACUGAGGCUGUUUUGGCAGGGCUAUCCAAUUCUGGCACAUCUACAACACUGCCUGGACCAUCUUUUUCGAUUCCACAGACAUUAACACCAUCAAAAAAUACAGCACAGUGUGUUCACAAGAGUUUGAAAAGACAUUUGUUUUCUAGCACUGCAAUGACAGAAGCACCACACUCACCACUUGACUUUGGUAUAAGCUUAAACAGCAGAGAAUAUCAAUAUCCACACAAUGAGAACUACCGACCAGAAAUGGAGUCCAGCCUCACCUCAUCCUCUGAGGAAGAGACUGACAGGACAGGUGGGCAGGAGCCCAAGGUAAUUGUUUACCAGUCCUGUGUGUUGGAGCUCUUCAAGAUGUGCCAGACCUGUGGGUCACCUAUAAACAGCACAGACAUUAGUUAUUUUGGUGCACAGAUGCGGGUCAAGUGGGACUGUCUCAAAGGACACAAUGGGACUUGGACAUCAUCUCCUGAAAUUCAUGGAAUGCCAGAGGUAGACCUGCUUGUGGCGUCUGCAGUACUCUUUACUGGGGCCACGAUAACAGAGUUGGAGGACAUGUCCAAGGUCAUGAACCUCAAAGUGAUAUCUCCGACUACAUUCUGUGGUAUACAGAAGGCAUACCUCUUUCCUGCCAUAGAACAACUGUACACUUUGCAGAGGGAUCAGAUACUGGAAAGAGCUUCUAUUAAACAAAACCUGCAACUGCCACAGCCCCCAACAAGCAGUGAAGAGGUUGGGGAAAUGCACCAACCACUCCCAAAGCUAUUUCAUCUAUCUGGAAAUGGGAGACAUGACACAUUUGGCUCAUCAUCCAAAUACUGCUGUUACACUUUUACGAUGGAUGACACGAAAGAGAUAAUCCAGACAAACUUGGUUCAGGUAACAGAGAUCUCCAGCUCUGUGGCCAUGGAAGCAGAAGCCUUCAGGCAUGGACUGGAGGCGAUCCUUGAUACCGGACUCAAAGUUGGGGUAGUGUCUACAGACCGAUCUCCAUCAAUUCGACGGAUAAUGCAAGAAGAGUACCCCCGUAUCAAGCAUCAGUUUGAUGUGUUGCACACUGCCAAAAGCUUCCACAAAAAGAUGCUGAAGGCUGCUAGGAAGAGGGGACAGGGACCACUAGCUGAUUGGGCAAAGUAUGUCAUAAACCACAUGUGGUUUUCGUCUGCUUCAUGUGGAGCCAACUCAGAGGAAUUGGUGCGUCGCUGGCUGGGCAUUCUCCACCAUGUGACAGAUGUUCACUCCUGGACAACAAAUGGAGAAGAACAACAUUGUCUUCAUCCCCAAAUGAGUGAUGGUGUCAGGAAGAAAAAGAAAUGGUUGGAAAGAGGUUCCCUGCCAUAUAAGGUUUUGUCUAAUCUGGUCCAGGACAAGCACCUCUUGAGGGAUUUUGAAAACAUGGAACUCUUUAUGCAUACAGGUGCACUUGAAGUGUUCCACAGUGCAGUGCUGAAGUACAUGCCAAAAAGACAGUGCCCCUCCUACCAUGGAAUAAGGGAAAGGGGACUUCUUGCUGUGCUGGAGCACAAUGAAAACAUUGUGAAAAGGAGGCCAGCCACUACUAAAGAAGGGGGGUUGAAAAUGAAGCAGUUCUUCUGCCAGAGGACCAAUCAGUGGGCUAUGAAGGUUGUUUACCAACCUCACACACACAACUUCCGGCAGAGGCUUCUGGAAAUUGUCAUGGCUCAAAGACAGGACCCAACAUUGCCAUACUAAGACGUCUUCAUUCCAGCUGCCUCAGCCUGUUCAGUGUACAGACAUUGCACCCAAAGAGGAAGCAAUAGCAAAACAUAAAUCUUGGCUUUGUAAUUGAAUGACCGAUUCACCUUUCUGUGAUUUUCUUACCUGGAUUAUUGAGCAUGUAUAAAGACAGGACUGAAUGAAUGACAACCUGAAUCUCCCUUUGUUUUCUGUUUUCUGGUCUUCAGCACCUUAUGGUUGACACCUUACUGGAAAAAAUGUACGCUGUAUUGUCUUACAGUUCUCUAUCUGAUCUGUGCAAGGCCUUGAGUUUCAAAGGUUUAUUUGUCACAUACUUAAUGUACAAGUACAAUGAGCAGUGAAAUGUUCAUUGGACACUCCAAAAUUGUGCAACAAAAAAAGAACACAAGUAAAUGAGAAUAAAAUUUAAAAAUUGCGAUGGACUGGCGGCCUGUCCAGGGUGUCUCCCCACCUGCUGCCCAGUGACUGCUGGAUAGGCUCCAGCAUCCCUGUGACCUUGAGCAGGAUAAGCGGUUUGGAUAAUGGAUGGAUCGAUGGAAGUUAAAAAUUCCGGGAGUAUACAGAAGCUAUACACCGAUAAAUAUCUAUAUGCAGAUGUGCAAAUAGUCUGUAUGAAGGAAUAUGUGUGUUUAUAUUUUUAUACACAUGCAAAAGGCAUUGAAGUUUCAGCAGCAAAGAGUAAGUAACAGCUCUUAGUAAUAAUGUAUACAUGGAGUACACAAUUUAAGUUAUUGUUAUUUGGUGUUGAGUGCCUUUAUGGUCAGGGGAAAGAAACGCCUAAGUCUGUGUUGGCCUUGUGGCUGCAGAGGCGUCUGCCUGACCGCUGCGGCUGAAACAGUCCAUUAUUGGGAUGAUGGGGAUCUAUAAUAAUCCCCAUGUCCCUGGUCCUGCAGCGCCUGGUGUAUAUGUUCUGUAGGGGGUUGAUUAUAGGCUUGCUGUCAUUUCCAUAGUGCUAUUCACUACACAUGUAAUU